GAAACAUGUUAACAUGCAAUGGUACCAAACUGAGACCUCCUCCUUGAGAGCGAGAGAAUUGAAAAAGAGGAUAGAUAACUUUCUUCGUCUUGAUUCCAAAUUCUGAGUUUGAGUUCAUCCCGGGGAUUUAUCCCAGGCUGGGAUGCGGGACUCCUAAUCUACCUGGUUUCCUUGGUCCAUUCAUUCCUAAGCCACUGCGACUCUUCCCUGGCAGAGGGGAAGGGAGUCUGUGCCUUGGGAACGGGUGACAAGUCCUGAUGGGAGGUGGGGCUGAAAAGGGAGGUAGCCCCACCCCCCACCCCCUCCCAGGCCCAGAUUAUGGCUUCCUUCUCUGCUCCCUGUGUUUGUGGGUGGUCAUAUGAAACUCCCCACCAUCACCAUUGGAGCAGAAUUAUAAGGGCAGUUGGAACCUUUAAACGAGGGUUUUCUUUCUAGAAUCUCCGAUCUGCUACUGUGCAGAUGGACUUGCAGGCACUGCUGUGAGAAGUGCUAUGAGUCCAGCUGUUGCCAGUCGAGUGAGGAUGAAGUUGAAAUUCUGGGACCUUUCCCUGCCCAGACUCCUCCCUGGCUGAUGGCCGGCCGGAGCAGUGACAAGGACGGGGAUUCCGUCCACACAGCUAGUGAAGUCCCUCUGACCCCACGGACCAACUCCCCAGAUCGCAGAUGCUCAUCCUCAGACACGUCAAAGUCUACGUACAGCCUGACCCGAAGGAUUUCAAGUCUUGAAUCCAGACGACCCAGCUCCCCGCUCAUUGAUAUUAAACCCAUCGAGUUUGGCGUUCUCAGCGCCAAAAAGGAGCCCAUCCAGCCCUCGGUGCUCAGACGGACUUACACCCCAGACGACUAUUUCAGAAAGUUCGAGCCCCAGCUGUACUCCCUAGACUCCAACAGCGACGAUGUGGACUUCCUGACCGAUGAGGAGAUCUUGUCCAAGUACCAGCUGGGCAUGCUGCACUUCAGCACCCAGUACGACCUGCUGCACAACCACCUGACCGUGAGGGUGAUCGAGGCCAGGGACCUGCCGCCCCCCAUCUCCCACGACGGCUCACGCCAGGACAUGGCGCACUCAAACCCCUACGUCAAGAUCUGUCUCCUGCCGGACCAGAAGAACUCGAAGCAGACGGGGGUCAAACGCAAGACCCAGAAACCCGUGUUUGAGGAGCGUUACACCUUUGAGAUCCCCUUCCUAGAAGCACAGAGGAGGACCCUGCUGCUGACCGUGGUGGAUUUUGAUAAGUUCUCCCGCCACUGUGUCAUCGGGAAGGUGUCCGUCCCUUUGUGCGAGGUUGACCUGGUGAAAGGCGGGCACUGGUGGAAGGCGCUGGUCCCCAGUUCUCAGAAUGAAGUAGAGCUGGGGGAGCUGCUUCUGUCACUGAAUUAUCUCCCGAGUGCUGGGAGACUGAAUGUUGAUGUUAUUCGAGCCAAGCAACUUCUUCAGACAGAUGUGAGCCAAGGUUCAGACCCCUUUGUGAAAAUCCAGCUGGUACAUGGACUCAAGCUUGUGAAAACAAAGAAGACAUCCUUCUUAAGAGGCACAAUUGAUCCUUUCUACAAUGAAUCCUUCAGCUUCAAAGUUCCCCAAGAAGAACUUGAAAAUGCCAGCUUAGUGUUUACAGUGUUUGGCCACAACAUGAAGAGCAGCAACGACUUCAUCGGAAGGAUUGUCAUCGGCCAGUACUCUUCGGGCCCCUCCGAAUCCAACCACUGGCGGCGAAUGCUCAACACCCACCGCACAGCCGUAGAGCAGUGGCACAGCCUGAGGUCCCGGGCCGAGUGUGACCGCGUGUCUCCUGCCUCGCUGGAGGUGACCUGAGAGCUGUGGGAAAAGCAGCUUUCAUUUGUUUAAAAAAAGAGGAGGAAAAUUUCAGACAGACAGAAAACGUGUCACAUGCCUAUUACAUCCGCACAACACACGCACACACACACACUCAAAUACACACACACACUAAAUCCUCUCAGAACUGAGAGGAAGCUGACUAUUGCACACAGAAUGGUUGCCCUCAGUGGGCAAAGCCUGAGAACUUUCUAGAAACCCCAUCUAUACGUCACGAGCUGAGUGGGCUCUGCUGUGAGACUUACUGGCAGUGCUUGCUCCUGUUGAUACCCCUACCCCCAAAUGCACUUUCAACCCUCAGGCCAGAGAAGGGGCCUCCCCAAGGGUGCCAGCCUCCAUCAAGAUGAAAUUCUCCAAGAGCUUGGCCAGUGUGUGGGAGGCCCGACCCCCACACCCAAAAGGCACACCUGCUGAUUGGGUGGCUUCUGAACGGGCUGCUGUUCCCUGGGGGGGUUCUUCAGACCUGAUACCUUCCCCCAAAAGUGUAAGUACUUUGUCUUCUCUUUAGUGGACGUGAUAGAUUAGACUAUUUGGAGAAACCAAAUGGCCUCAAAAAAUAUUCCAGUGUAAGAAACUUCCCUGGCUUAACUGAAUUUGUCCUUGUGUUAGCUUAUUCCUAAGGACCCCCCAUGGGGAAUGUUUUCGUGUGUGCCCUCACAGGUGAACACGUGUGUGUCCCUGUGUGUCCUCCUGGUGAGCAAGGUGGUCGGCAGGACCUCAGUCCUGAGCACUCCCUUCUCUCUGCCCCUCCCAGUGAAAUUUCACCCAGUGUCCUCCUGUCUGUCAUGACCCCACCUUCAGUAACAGCAUGUGCGUAUGUCAAGUAAAUAGAAUAUGAUAGAGCAAAAGUAACCUUUUUUGACGAUUCAUGGUGAUUGUGGCACACGAAAGACUUGCAAAGGACAGUUACGUGGAUUAAAAUGGCCACUGCCCUCCCGUCCAAGAGGACUCCUUCCUUGUCAUACUCUGAGCAUCUCUCUGUGUUUGUGUGUGAACCAAAGUCAUUUUUCUCAUGCUAAGGAAUUAGUGUAGUUAGGAUAGAUCUCUCCCUGUUGGAUGCUACUGUAUCUUUCCCACAGCCUCUUGUCUGGCAUAAUGGGGAGCUAUUUAUUGAAAUUAAAGAUUAUUUAUUUGUGCCAUGCA
Molecule: messenger RNA, 2977 nt
Organism: Leptonychotes weddellii (Weddell seal)
Lineage: Eukaryota; Metazoa; Chordata; Mammalia; Carnivora; Phocidae
Source: RefSeq, a predicted model, not a curated record